Paraglomus brasilianum is the source of this 894-nucleotide messenger RNA. Lineage: Eukaryota; Fungi; Glomeromycota; Glomeromycetes; Paraglomerales; Paraglomeraceae. The record is from the annotation of a GenBank genome assembly.
AUGCGAGUGUUAAUUACUGGAGCUUCAGGUUUACUUGGACGCGCAGUUUGCAAGGCAUUUAAUGAUGCUCAUCAUGAAGUUAUUGGAGUUGCAAAGACGAGAGCUGAAAAAUAUGGACUUUAUCAGUUGGAUCUGUUGGAUGAACCAGCCGUGGAUGCAUUUGUAAAACAGCAUCAACCACAAGUAAUCGUUCAUGCAGCUGCUGAACGCCGACCAGAUGUAGCUAAGAAUAAUCUACAAGCCGCACGAGCUCUCAAUGUCGAUGUAACAGAACAUCUUGCUAAGAUUGCCAAGGAUAUGAACAUAUUCUUGAUCUAUAUCUCAACUGAUUAUGUUUUCGACGGGAAUAAUCCUCCAUAUCAAGAGGAUGCUCUACCAGGCCCUCUAAACGAUUAUGGUAAAACUAAAUUGGACGGUGAAGACCGUGUACUCAAGACUCAUUCUGAUUCAGUCAUCCUGAGGAUUCCAAUACUUUAUGGACCCGCAGAAACCCCCAAGGAAUCGGCUGUUAACGAAUUAAUACUGAUUGUUAAGGAUACAUCAGCGGUUGUGAAUAUGGAUCAUCGCCAGAAACGAUAUCCAACGCAUGUUGCAGACGUAGCGAGAGUAAUCCUAGAUAUAGCAGUGAAACGUAUUGAAGAGAAGCAAACUAUGGAUAACAUAUUUCACUUUAGUGCUGAGCUGCAAUUGACUAAGUACGAAAUGUGCGAAAUUUUUGCGGAACUUCUUGGUGUAUCAAUUAACCACAUUAAUCCGAUAACUACGGCAACAGGGACUGCCACACGCCCAAAUGAUUGCCGAUUGUCGACAAGUCGUCUUAGAGAGCUUGAAAUUGAUACGGGCUGUGUGAACUUUAAGGAAUGGUGGAAAACACAGCUCUGGAGAAGAAAAUAA